AAAAUGGCGUCAGAGGUUGACGCUGGCGGAACGCUGACACUAAAAGGGACGCCUCUUGCCGAACUGCGGGUUACUGAUUUAAAGCGGGAGCUUGAACACAGGGGCCUUUCUAAAAGUGGCAGCAAAAUACAGCUGAUAGAAAGAUUGAAAGCACAACUGUUGCUGGAAAAACUACAGCAAGAGGCAGCACAGUCGUCUGGAGAUGAACAUGAAGGAAAAGCUCCAAACAUUGCGCUUCAGCAAGACGAUAAAGCAGGACAAAGUGAAUUUGUCCGCCAGUACUUGCAACAGCAGCAGAGAAAUCUAGAAAUUCAGAUGGAGGUGAAGAAGCAGUUUGAAGAAGAGAGAAAGAGAAGAUCGGCGGACGAGUCGUCGGCUGACGACGAUCCCAGACCCACUAAUGUUGCAGACGAUAACCCGGAACUGACGUCACUGAAGCAGUUCAAGGACGAUACAAGUAACGCACCUGCGAAAGAGGCAUCGAAAAUGCCUAGGCCGACUAGGAAAAGUAAUCGGAAUUCCUUGAAAGGGGAAAGUGGUCCAGUGGCAGACCAAGGCAGGAACAGACCAGAAUCUCCUAAACCAGAGAAAGAAAGGCAGAGAAAGAGAUCAAGCUCAUCACUAAGUUCUCGUUCUCCUUCACCUGAUCAGUCUUCUCAAAACCGGAGAGGACGUCCAGCCAGAGCAGCAGCUAGGAAGGUCGAGCGGAGCCGUUCCUCAUCAUCAUCAUCCACAGAAGAAGAGAGCCUAAAAAAGAAGCAGAGAUCCAGAAACAACUCUAGCUCAGACUCUGGCUCCAGGUCACCAAAUACCGCUUCCUCCAGGAUGCCUGCCCAGAAGCCACGUAAAAGGUCUGAUGCUGACCAAGCAGCAGAGAAUGACAUACCAUGUGAUGGUAGUGGAGAUAAAUCAGUGGGAAAGAAUGAGAAUGCUGAUAAGGUUAUGGCUGCAAGUUCUAGGAAGAAGUGGAGGAAAAAACAGCCACUAGCUCCAGCCACAGUUGAGUUUACAAAUCCACGUGAGAGGAAAGACUCUGCUACAGCAGAUGACACAAAGGAAAGACAAAGCCCCCAUGAAGAUAACACCAACAGCAAAGAAAAGUCAGAUCAGUUGGUGGAAGAAGAAGAUGUACGAGAAGUGGUUGCUGAAUCAGGAUUGUCUAUCGCUGUAGCAAGUCUACCUGCUGAGAAGUCUGCUACCUUAUCUGGGAAGGCUCAGGAAGCUGCUAGUAGCUUAGUAAAAAGUAAAUUGAUUUCUGAAGAAAACAGUCAAGAAGAGGAUAAAAGAAUUGUAGAAACUGCUUCAGCUAAAGGUCCACCUAAGUCAUCAAGAAGGCAGCGCAGUAGGUCCUCUUCAUCUGAUUCGUCAUCCGCAGGGUCUAGAUCCAGGUCACCCACAAGGAAGAAAGGAGAAAGUUCUAGUUCAUCCAGCUCUGGCAGUCAGACACGUUCCAGCGGCAGUUCUUCAGAUAGCAGCCGGGAUGGCUCCCAUAAAAAGGAGUCUAAAACUAAUGGCCAGGCACAGACUUCAGACAGGAAGGUGUCAUUAACCCAGCAGAAAGGAGAUGAAGCUGAAGAGAUGAAGGUUGAAGUUACCAGUAAAUCUCCCACAACAAGCAAGGCUGGUCGUACAGAAGGAGAUUAUAAACCAUCCUCAGUUCAGACAUCACUGUCAUGUGAACCCAAGUCAGAGGGCCAGGAAGAGAAAGUGAAUAAUCUGCAUAAGCUGUGUCCUGGAGGCUGA
Messenger RNA from Candidula unifasciata, 1743 nucleotides. NCBI's taxonomy places the organism in Eukaryota, Metazoa, Mollusca, Gastropoda, Stylommatophora, Geomitridae. The record is from the annotation of a GenBank genome assembly.